AUGAGAAUACGCGUCCGCGGCCCGUCGGGCGUCACCACCAUCACCCUGGAGGAGCAUGCAACGGUCGCCGAACUGCAGUCGACUAUCGCCGAGAAGAGCGGGGUCCCCGUCUUCGACCUCAAAUACGGAUACCCGCCGCAGCCGCUUGAUAUUUCACAAUUCGACCCUGUCAUCGCCCUCAGCGACACUGGUCUGAAGCUGAACGGCGAGCAGCUCGUCGUCGUGCCGCGCGAUGUGGGAGGGCAGCUGGCGCACCCCAUGGCCGACUCCACGCCUGGCCCUGUCGCUGCUCUACCGGGAUCGCAGCAGGCCAGAGAGAACCAAGAGAGUGGGCUCCAGAAGCCUCUUUCGCUCUCCAGGAAUGCGAGAGAUGUCGAGUCAGACCCGCCAGAGGUCGCGGUUCCUGAGGCCGACGGUACUUUGAUCUUGCGCGUCAUGCCUGAUGACAACAGCUGUCUAUUCAGAGCCGUGGGAAGCGCCGUUUUGGGAGAGGGGAUUGAUGCCAUGCGCGAGCUACGAGGGAUUGUGGCCUCAGCUGUUCAGAACAACCCUAUCGAUUACAACGAGGCCGUUUUGCAGAAGUCCCCCGACGACUACUGUCGAUGGAUUCAGCGAGAUGACAGUUGGGGUGGAGAAAUCGAAUUGAACAUUCUGAGCCAGCAUUUUGGUAUUGAGAUCUGCAGCAUCGAUGUGCAGAGCCUGCAUGUCUACCGUUAUAAUGAGGGGAAGCCGAAGCGCUGUAUUCUGGUGUACUCCGGUAUUCACUACGAUACCAUUGCGCUCAACCCAUCGUCACCUCCCCAUACCAAGGCCGACAUGCCUCCAGAAGUCGAUAUCAAGCAAUUCGAUUCCAUCGAUGAUGUUAUUUUGACCAAGGCGUUGGAACUGUGCCAAAUUCUGCAGAAUCGGCAUUAUUUCACGGACACGGCAGGCUUCGCAAUCAGGUGCCAGGAUUGCGGAUGGACAGGCAACGGCGAGUCGAGUGCUCUGGAACACGCUAAGAAAACGGGCCACUCGAAUUUUGGGGAAGCCGAGUGA
This is a messenger RNA of Lasiodiplodia theobromae, 1038 nucleotides long. Its product is annotated as Ubiquitin thioesterase otu1. The transcript has a single exon. Gene Ontology annotation, molecular function: protein binding; cysteine-type deubiquitinase activity. The record is from RefSeq and is a predicted model, not a curated record. NCBI's taxonomy places the organism in Eukaryota, Fungi, Ascomycota, Dothideomycetes, Botryosphaeriales, Botryosphaeriaceae. The coding region runs from base 1 to 1038 and encodes 345 amino acids. Gene Ontology annotation, cellular component: nucleus; cytosol. Gene Ontology annotation, biological process: endoplasmic reticulum unfolded protein response; protein deubiquitination.